Musa acuminata AAA Group (dessert banana) is the source of this 1233-nucleotide messenger RNA. Its product is annotated as NAC domain-containing protein 58. Gene Ontology annotation, biological process: regulation of DNA-templated transcription. Bases 153 to 1061 code for a protein of 302 amino acids. The transcript is spliced from 3 exons. NCBI's taxonomy places the organism in Eukaryota, Viridiplantae, Streptophyta, Magnoliopsida, Zingiberales, Musaceae. Gene Ontology annotation, molecular function: DNA binding. The record is from RefSeq and is a predicted model, not a curated record.
UUGAAUACUUAUUAGCCCGAUAAUAGCCCUCGACACUCGAGAUAUUCCCGAAUCGGUCCUAAACACCAUCCCCCACUAAAGGACAAAAAUGGGCCACAAUAAAGCCAGCCUUCACCCCCCAUCAAGCUUAAGCUGAGACGACGCGGAGCGCCAUGUCCAACCCGGCGUCGCUUCCACCCGGAUUCCGCUUCCACCCCACCGACGAGGAACUCAUCGUUCACUACCUCAUCAACCGAGUCUCCUCCUCCCCCUGCCCCGUUCCCGUCGUCGCCGAGGUCGACAUCUACAAGCAUGACCCAUGGGACCUCCCCGCCAAAGCGACGUACGGCGAUCGAGAGUGGUACUUCUUCAGCCCGAGGGAUCGCAAGUACCCGAACGGGCGCCGACCCAACCGCGCGGCCGCGUCGGGGUACUGGAAGGCGACGGGCACCGACAAGGCGAUCCACACCAGCAGCGGGAAGAACCAGAGCAUCGGGGUUAAGAAGGCUUUGGUGUUCUACAAGGGGCGGCCUCCCAGGGGACUGAAGACCAACUGGAUCAUGCACGAGUACCGCCUGGCUGAAGCAGCUCGCAGCAGUUGCUCCAGGCCACUGAAGUCGAGCCACUCCUCCAUGCGGUUGGAUGACUGGGUGCUGUGCCGAAUCUACAAGAAGAACAGCCAUCUGCAGCCCGUGCCACCGCUGGAGAACUUCGAGCGACAACGCUCGCUCAGGCUGCAGGAAUCUUCGUCUGUGUCUGAUACCCUCGAAGACGACUCCACACUCUCGCGCCUGUUCGACACGAUGACCCGACCGGAGAACACCUCUUUCAUGGCUCAACCAAGAUUAACUCGGUUCUCGACUGGUAGCAGCAGCAGAAUCAAUGGCGACACCAACACAGCUCAUCGACAACAAACCCAAACGGAGCCAUUCGUCCCGGCGACUGAGAACUCCAUGAAGCGCUUGAUGGAAUGUUAUUUAGACAGCGGCAGACACUUCUCCGGACAGUUCGAUGGCAGCUUACUCGAGCAACACUUCUUCAAUCAGCAACUGCUGCUGAACUCUCACUUGGGAUUGCGUUGAGUGAGCUUCAUAGCUUCAUUAGAGCAGAGAAAAGGUGCCUUCAAACCAGUGAAACAGUAGAAUCCUUUGAGAGGGAGAGAUGAGGGAGGGAGGAUACCGCAGAAUAAACCAGUAAACCAUUCACGUUCCUGUAAGCAAUAAACCAAUCUGAAACAGCUUCUCAUUAUGAUUA